Messenger RNA from Liolophura sinensis, 701 nucleotides. RefSeq lists its product as uncharacterized. The transcript has 6 exons. Lineage: Eukaryota; Metazoa; Mollusca; Polyplacophora; Chitonida; Chitonidae. Bases 30 to 701 code for a protein of 223 amino acids. The record is from RefSeq and is a predicted model, not a curated record.
UGAUUACCAGCACGAAACUAAGAAAGUACAUGGCAACAGUGUCACAGGUCAUUAGCCUAACAGAGAAUGAACUUGAAUAUCUGGCCAAUCACAUGGGUCAUGAUAUUAGUGUUCAUCGAAACUUCUACCGUUUACAAGAUUCAACACUUGAGCUGGCUAAAGUAAGCAGACUGUUACUGGCUGCAGAACAAGGGAAGAUGGGUUCAUUUGCUGGGAAAACAUUGAACGAUAUAACAUUUAGUGAUUUUCCGGACUACUGUGAAGAUGAUUGUGGAGAUUCUUCCGGAGAAGUUCAGGCUCCAGAGAUGGAGAAGUUAAGCAGCCAGCUGGCCCCAAUUACCCCCAAAUCUGUGACAGAUGAAACGACUCAUGCUCCAUCUACAUCUGUGGCAGAUGAAACAACUGACAGUGGUGAUAUCAGUGACAUUGUCAUGGCAGGGAACACCAAAAUGUACAAAGGAAAGGCUGUUCAACGCACAGAAUGGAGAAGUGAUGAAAUGAAGGCCAUCUCAGACUUGAUUGAUCAGUCAGUACAGUCGAGGAAACCUCCCAGAAAAGCUGACGUUAUUAGCUGCCUGAGUUCUUUUCCGCAGCUUAAGGCACGCAAGUGGAUUCAUGUUAAAUUUCGUGUUUGGGCAGAGGCGCAGAAAAUGAUAAACAAAAAAAAAUCUGUAAAAGCCUCUUUUCUGAGCCAUGAUUAA